AUGUCGGCCCCUGAAGUUGCUAUCAUCGGCGCUGGCCUCGCUGGCCUCACUCUGGCCCUGGCGCUGCAUAAGCAAGGCAUCAAGGCCACGAUAUACGAGUCCAGACCGGCGCCUCUCAACAUCGGUGGCGCAGUCAUGCUGUCUCCCAAUGCCCUGAAAGUCUUGGAUGCCUUGGACUUGUACCAUGAGGUCCGUGGACGGGGUUACAACUUUGAGCUGCUCAAGGUGGUCAAAGUCGACGGUGAACUCAUCGAGACCUACGAGUUUGGCGGCAAGGAGAAAUAUGGGUACCAGGCAAACCGGUGCUACCGCUACGAGCUCAUCGAUGUCAUCCUCUCCAAGAUCAAGUCGCUGGGUAUACCGGUGGUGUUUGGUCGCAAGUACACUCGUGUUGUCGAGGAGACUGAGGAUCACAUCGUCUGGGAGUCGAGUGACGGCGCACAGUCCACUGCGUCCUUCCUCGUGGGUGCCGACGGGAUCCACUCAUCUGUCCGCAAAUACCUCUAUCCAGACGUGGAACCAAAGUUCAUUGGCAUGGCGGGUAUCACCUCGGCAGUCCCGGCGAGCCAAGUGACCUACCCCUACGGAAAGAUUGACCAACCUUUGACCAUCACGGCUGAGGGAAAGGGUGCGUUCGUCAUCGCGCCUCAGAAACCUGACGCGUCGGAAAUGUUCUUCGGGAAACAGAAACGCAUCGACGAGCUGGACCGAGCAGGAUGGGACAAGUUUCUUGCGGAUAAGGAAGGCCUGGUCAAGUUCCUCCAGGAAGACGCCGAAGCAUUUGGCGAGGUUGCUGUGACUGCCACGGCAAAGAUCCCACACGACAAAAUCAACGUGUGGCCCUUCUAUGUCAUCCCGCAUUUGGACAGGUGGGCUUCCCAGAAGCGCCGGGUCGUGAUCCUCGGGGAUGCCGCCCAUGCCAUCCCACCCAGUGCCGGUCAGGGCAUCAACCAGGCGUUUGAGGACGUGUACAUGUUCUCCCUUCUCCUGGCAGCGGUCAAGGACCAGGGUGUCAAUUUCGAGGACGCUUUGACGUUCUGGCAGGGCUACCGUCAAGGCAGGGUCAACAAGAUCUUGGAGCUGAACAAGCAGAUCGACCUGAGGAGGAUGCCCAAGGGCACACGACCCACCGAACUCGCGGGUGAGGUCGUGCAGAAGGACUUUGACUUGCAGUGGCUUUACGAGCCUGACUUCAAGGCCGAAGUGGAAAACUGGAUCCGAAGCACUAUAUCUUAG
Molecule: messenger RNA, 1236 nt
Organism: Fonsecaea multimorphosa CBS 102226
Lineage: Eukaryota; Fungi; Ascomycota; Eurotiomycetes; Chaetothyriales; Herpotrichiellaceae
Exons: 1
Coding region: 1-1236 (411 amino acids)
Biological process (GO): secondary metabolite biosynthetic process
Molecular function (GO): FAD binding
Source: RefSeq, a predicted model, not a curated record